This is a messenger RNA of Miscanthus lutarioriparius, 1527 nucleotides long. The record is from the annotation of a GenBank genome assembly. NCBI's taxonomy places the organism in Eukaryota, Viridiplantae, Streptophyta, Magnoliopsida, Poales, Poaceae.
AUGUUGCUCCCUGCCUCCCUCUAUAUAAGCAGGGUGCAUUCUGAAGCGCCAACUCACUGCAUCUCUGAUAUCUCAGCUCCUGCAGCAUUGCCUGGCAAAGUGGCAAGCAAGGAACCGCAAGCCAUGGCGUCUGUUCCGAAGCUUCUCCUCCUGAGCCUCCUCUUUUUUCUCAGCUGUCGCUCUCACAUUGCUCACGCAGGUGAUGAUGGUAGCUACAAGGUUCUGUCCAUUGGCUUUCAGUCUCUGAGGACUGCGUCCGUCUGUUCCGAGUCCACAGCGGUUCGGUCGUCGUCCGGUGCCGCCACGGUGCCGUUGCAUCACCGUCACGGCCCAUGCUCGCCGUUGCCGUCCAAGAAGAUGCCAACUUUGGAGGAGAGGCUCCACCGCGAUCAGCUCCGAGCUGCCUACAUCCAGCGGAAGUUCUCCAGCGGCGUCAAGGGCGGCCGCGGCAGCGCUGGUGACGUCCAGCAAUCGGACGCCACCGUGCCGACGACCCUGGGCACCUCCCUGAACACGCUGGAGUACUUGAUCACCGUACGCCUCGGCUCGCCGGGCAAGUCCCAGACCAUGCUCAUCGACACCGGCAGCGACGUGUCAUGGGUGCAGUGCAAGCCAUGCUCGCAGUGCCACUCCCAGGUGGACCCACUCUUCGACCCCAGCUCGUCGAGCACGUACUCCCCGUUCUCCUGCAGUUCCGCCGCCUGCGCGCAGCUCGGCCAGGAAGGCAACGGCUGCUCCAGCUCCCAGUGCCAGUACAUUGUCACGUACGGCGACGGCUCGAGCACGACCGGGACCUACAGCUCCGACACGCUCGCGCUGGGCUCCAACACCGUCAGGAAGUUCCAGUUCGGGUGCAGCAACGUGGCGUCGGGCUUCAACGACCAGACCGACGGGCUCAUGGGGCUCGGCGGCGGCGUGCAGUCGCUGGUGUCACAGACGGCGGGGACGUUCGGCUCGGCCUUCUCGUACUGCCUCCCGCCGACGCCGAGCUCCUCCGGGUUCCUCACGCUCGGCGCCGGAACUUCGGGCUUCGUCAAGACGCCGAUGCUCAGGAGCAGCCAGGUCCCCACGUUCUACGGCGUGCGCAUUCAGGCCAUCAGGGUGGGCGGGAGGCAGCUCAGCAUCCCCACCUCGGUCUUCUCCGCCGGGACGGUCAUGGACUCCGGCACGGUCCUCACGCGGCUGCCGCCGACGGCGUACUCGGCGCUGUCGUCGGCGUUCAAGGCCGGGAUGAAGCGGUACCCGCCGGCACCGCCCAGCGGCAUCCUCGACACUUGCUUUGACUUCAGCGGCCAGUCCAGCGUCAGCAUACCGACCGUCGCGCUAGUGUUCUCCGGGGGAGCCGUUGUCAACCUCGACGCCAACGGGAUCAUGCUGCAGACCAGCAGCAGCAUCCUCUGCCUCGCCUUCGCGGCCAACAGUGACGACAGCUCCCUCGGCAUCAUCGGCAACGUGCAGCAGCGGACGUUCGAGGUGCUGUACGACGUCGGCGGUGGUGCUGUGGGGUUCAAGGCUGGGGCGUGCUGA